This is a messenger RNA of Ceratitis capitata (Mediterranean fruit fly), 878 nucleotides long. RefSeq lists its product as uncharacterized. Bases 177 to 764 code for a protein of 195 amino acids. Lineage: Eukaryota; Metazoa; Arthropoda; Insecta; Diptera; Tephritidae. The record is from RefSeq and is a predicted model, not a curated record. The transcript has a single exon.
CACACUCAGCCACAUAGAAUUCUUUCCUUUCUUCAAUUCGAAUCAAAAGAAAUCCACGCGAAACUUUCAAUUAAUUGAAAAAUAAAACCUUCGAAAAAUCUUAGCGAACUUAAGAACCUGCUUCAACACACCACACUUGAAUUUCUAGUAAAACUACAAUAACAAAGAUAAAGAAAAUGACUAAAUUACAAAUUGUCAUCGUGUGCGCCCUGCUCGCCUUCGUCGCCUGCAUCGCCACCAGCGACGCUGAGCCUCAACAACGCGGUCAACGUGUCUACUACCGCCCGGCCGCUGCUCGCUACCAGCGUCCACGCACACGCUAUCUGGCGCGCCAGGAGGAAAGUGCUGCCGACGUUGUGCCCGAAGCACCAGCAGUCACGCCCUACCCCUCAGCUGAUGAGUUGAAGCCCGCAGUGCCUUUUGAUGAAGGCGCACCCGCCACCAACAUUCCCGAUGAAGUGUACGGCCCACCAGAGACCAACCAGCCCGAUGAAGUGUAUGGCCCACCAGAGGUUUUCGGUAAUGAGCUGCCCGCUGGUUCGGCUGCUGAUGCUGCACCCGCUGAGGAUGUGCCCGCUGCUGACCCAGCUGCCGAGGACUUCCCGGCGCCUUUGGAUGAACAGCAAGCUCGUCUGGUGGCUGCUCGUCGCGCUGCUGCAUAUCGUCAACGUCAACGCAAGGCGGCUGCUUAUCGUCAAGCCUUGGCUGCCCGCGCUGCUGCCCGUCCCCUCAAAUACAAGGUGGUACCUCAGCGUCGCCACUAAGUUGUGAACCGAGAUGCUCCUGUGAGUGUGCUGCAGAAGCUCUGCAAAAAAGUUGUAAAUUUUUGUAAAAGUAAGAAAAUUUGACAAAACUUUUUAAGCUUAAUUGGAAAAAUG